Molecule: messenger RNA, 7777 nt
Organism: Acipenser ruthenus (sterlet)
Lineage: Eukaryota; Metazoa; Chordata; Actinopteri; Acipenseriformes; Acipenseridae
Product: zinc finger matrin-type protein 4
Exons: 7
Coding region: 39-809 (256 amino acids)
Cellular component (GO): nucleus
Molecular function (GO): nucleic acid binding; zinc ion binding
Source: RefSeq, a predicted model, not a curated record
AUCUCACAGUAGCAACAAGCAGUUUACCUCGCUAGUAAAUGGAUUAUACCGUCUCCCUCCAAGUGCAGCAUCAGUUAAAGGUGUUCCCUACUCACCUGUACCAGGACUACAGUUUGGAAUUACAGAUGAAGUCUACAGAAGUGGAGCAGGAACUGUUUACUGACAGCUACUGCAAAGUGUGCAGUGCCCAGCUUAUCUCUGAGUCCCAGAGAGUCGCCCACUACGAGAGUCGGAAGCAUGCCAACAAAGUGCGUCUGUUUUACAUGCUGCAUCCUGUCGACGGGGGCUGUCCUGCGAAGAGACUCCGGACGGACAACGGAAGCGAGGACGGAGAUGUGGACAAGAACAAAUGUUGCACGCUCUGCAACAUGUCGUUUACAUCAGCAGUGGUGGCGCAGUCUCAUUACCAGGGAAAAAUCCACGCCAAGAGGCUAAAGCUACUGCUAGGGGAGCAGCCUGCCAUAACAAAAGAGGUGCCGCCCAGUCCGGUGAAGACCCCAGAGAUCAUGCCCGCGGUCACUUCGCCCCGGGAGCGGCGAGACUCUGAUCGGUACUGCCAGCUCUGCAACGCCUGGUUCAACAACCCGGGCAUGGCACAGCAGCACUACGAUGGCAAAAAGCACAAGAAGAACGCAGCACGGGCGGACCUGCUGGAGCAGCUGGGCAAGACAAUAGACCUGGGGGAGCUCAAAGCUCUGAAACGCAGUUACACCUGUGAUGUCUGUAGUGUGACGCUAAACUCAGUAGACCAGUACCACGCACACCUGCAGGGGUCCAAGCACCAGAACAACCUAAAGAACCUGUUAUGAGCCGUUGCGGUAGACGAAAGAAAGGAAGGAUCAGCUUCGACUGGGUGAUAAAGCUAGACCCGGGACCACCAGGAACCCCGUGUGUGUACAUGUGUGUGCGUGUGUGUGUGUGCGUGUGUGAUGUGUGCGUGUGUAUGCGCCCCAGCAAAGAAAACUGUGUUUUGGAUUUCACUUCCGAAGCACAUCUGAACUACCAGCCCGACACUCCCUCCUGUUUUCGGAUCUUGUUUUUCCUGGAUCCUGAAUAACCCUGGAUCUAGCCUUUGCCAGCCAUGGAUUCAAGCUUUGUCCUUGAGUACCACUGGGACCAGCAGUGAAUACUGGUGCUGCCCAGCUUGUGAGGCAGAAUACAGAAGACUUUUGCUAGAGGCAAGCCAAGCGUCACUGCUCUGGAUACCUAGUGGUGGCAAUUCAGCUGACAACAACAUUUUGAUCAGGCCGUUAAUGUGUUGGCUAAUACUUUACAUUAAGUGGCCGGGAUUCAAUACAAUAUUUAUCAGAUGUUAUAUGAUUUCUUAUUGAAUCGAUCAGUUUUUUGAUCUGAGUGUGUUCCUUUUAUUGUGUACUACUACUGCUAUUAUGACUACUAAUACUAAUACUUUCAAACCCGUAGCAACUUUAGAAAUGUCGCCUGUUUUCAGUCUGCCAGCAAAUCGUUUUUGCACGUUUUCUAUCUUUCAACAAAGUCGGUUUGCUGGUUAUUUUUAGAGGCUGGCAAACGUGAUUUUAGCUGAACUAGUGGUUAAAGAGUUUAUCAAUAUGUAAUCUAUAACUGUGUAAAAAGAUGUUCCACACACGUGUGUGUGUGUACAGCUCUGGAAAACAUUAAGAGACCGCUGCAAAAUUAUCAGUUUCUCUGGUUUUACUAUUUAUAGGUAUGUGUUUGGGUAAAAUGAACAUUUUUGUUUUAUUCUAUAAACUACUGACAACAUUUCUCCCAAAUUCCAAAUAAAAAUAUUGUCAUUUAGAGCAUUUAUUUGCAGAAAAUGACAACUGGUCAAAAGAACAAAAAAGAUGCAGUGUUGUCAGACCUCGAAUAAUGCAAAGAAAAUAAGUUCAUAUUCAUUUUUAAACAACACAAUACUAAUGUUUUAACUUAGGAAGAGUUCAGAAAUCAAUAUUUGGUGGAAUAACCCUGAUUUUCAAGCACAGCUUUCAUGCGUCUUGGCAUGCUCUCCACCAGUCUUUCACAUUGAUGUUGGGUGACUUUAUGCCACUCCUGGCACAAAAAUUCAAGCAGCUCGGCUUUGUUUGAUGGCUUGUGACCAUCCAUCUUCCUCUUGAUCACAUUCCAGAGGUUUUCAAUGGGGUUCAGGUCUGGAGAUUGGGCUGGCCAUGACAGGGUCUUGAUCUGGUGGUCCUCCAUCCACACCUUGAUUGACCUGGCUGUGUGACAUGGAGCAUUGUCCUGCUGGAAAAAACAAUCCUCAGAGUUGGGGAACAUUGUCAGAGCAGAAGGAAGCAAGUUUUCUUCCAGGACAACCUUGUACUUGGCUUGAUUCAUGCGUCCUUCACAAAGACAAAUCUGCCCGAUUCCAGCCUUGCUGAAGCACCCCCAGAUGAGUCCAAUUUUCAGCUUUGCCCAACACCUGGUCGUCUAUUGGUUAGACGGAGACCUGGAGAGGCCUACAAGCCACAGUGUCUCGCACCCACUGUGAAAUGUGGUGGAGGAUCGGUGAUGAUCUGGGGGUGCUUCAGCAAGGCUGGAAUCGGGCAGCUUUGGCAUGAAUCAAGCCAAUAUAUAAUGUAUAUAUAAUAUAUAUAUAAUCUUCAACUAUUCCCAAAUAGUCAAUGAAUAAUCAAAAACUAAAACCCCUAAUUAUUACCCGAAAUGUAUAAUUAUGUACCAAGUCUUGCAGUUACUACAUGGUGGUUGAGGAGGAUUCCUAUUGAGGAAAAUGCUAAAUUCAAUAACUUCAAAAAAGGCCAUUAAACCAGUGGUUAAAGAUACUUCAUUGUUUUCAAAUAUUUGCCCACUGAAAUAAAAUAUUCAAAUAUCUCAAUUAAUUGAUCAAAUUAAAUCUAAUUGAAAUAGAGCAGUUUCCAAAAGAUAAUUGAGUUGUUAACAAGGACAGGACUUAACCUGCUUAGAAUGCAGGAUAAUAAUUAGGCUGCAGUGUGUUACAGUUGCAUAUUUAUGAAGAGUUUAAAGUAUUUCAAUGGAUUUCAACUACUUUACUCAUAUUUAAAUAUUUUCAAAUAAUAAUUGCUUUCCACAAACCAUAUUUAAAUAUUUCCAAAUAAUAGUUACUUUCUGCAAUCUGUGUUUAAUUAUUUUCAAAUAAUAGCUACUUUCUGCAAUCUGUGUUUAAUUAUUUUCAAAUAAUAGUUACUUUUCACAAACCAUAUUUAUAACUAUAUUUAUCCCAGUUCUGGUGCCAGCAAUUAGGAUUCCCCAGGCAAGCUCAGACAAGGAUUCUGCAGACAAGUCAGGUAAAGUCACAUUCAGUAACAGCUUAUUAAUAAGAUAAUCAAGGCUUUUAAAAUCAAUGUUAUUUCUUCACAUAGCAUUGUCAUGCAAUGGAAAUCUUAGCUCCUUUUUAAGAAGAGUAAAGAAUAAUUUCGCUUGGAGUGAAACUGACCUACAGCCACAGGAAGUGGUUAAGUACCAGGAAGAAGUCGCUGGCUUUAACAUUGUAUUUGAAAUAGCUCUGCCUAUUUUGCAUACACUGUAUACAAAGCAAAGGAUCUUUAACAUAAGGCGGACCAGUGGUGUAGCAGGACGGAGGCUGGGCACCACAAGGGAGCGUCUUAAUCACAGUGCAAUAGAGCCGGCCUCGUCUGCAUUCAUGGUUAUAGAGCUGUUACCCGACUGGGGACAGAAUCCGUAACAGCAGUGUAUUAUUAUUAUUUGUUUAUUUAACAGACGCCUUUAUCCAAGGCGACUUACAGAGACUAGGGUGUGUGAACUAUGCACAGCUGCAGAGUCACUUACAACUAUGUCUCACCUGAAAGACGUAGCACAAGGAGGUUAAGUGACUUGCUCAGGGUCACACAAUGGGUCAGUGGCUGAGGUGGGAUUUGAACCGGGGACCUCCAGGUUACAAGCCCUUUUCUUUAACCACUGGACCACACAGCCUCCGUAUCACACAACACUGCCCGUUACACUAAUGCUGAUUAGUGAGAAAAAAAAACAACUUGAUAUCAAAGUGUUAUUACAUCUGGAUCCUUUGUGUAAGACCAAACUUCAUAUUUUUCUGGAAUAAGAAAGUGGAGUUGCAGAGGUUAUGAAGAGAGUUCUAAAAUUUAUUACAGAUUUUUUUUUCCUUGAAUGUUUUAAAAAAAAAGGCUCAUGUUAAAAAAAAAGAUGUAUUGCUGUUAUUAUUUUAUUGUGCUUUGCAUUGUGAUUGCCGUGAAAAGCGAUUUGCAAAACCAAUAUUGUACGUCCUUUAAAGUGAACAAACAGCACAACCUGACAGCGGAGAAAUGUUGGCUUAUUUCACAGUCUAGAAAAAGGAACUUCAAUAUAUAUUCACAAUUCAAACAUAAUGUGUGUGAAAGCAUAUGGUCACGUUGUAGCAUUGUCACAUUUGAAAUGUCAUCAUAUUUAUUUAUAUGUGAUAAAAAAAAAAAUAUUACUCAGAACUAACUAUAAAAUAACUACAUACAUUGUGAAAUCCGUGCUACCAGUGAAAAAAAUACAUCAUGUGCAAAAAGAGAAAGCACUUCUUCCUGUUUCUGAGGAUCUGGUACCCCGAGCACAACUGUUCAUGAGACACGUUUCAUAUUGCAGUAUGCAAAUGUUUCUUUUGUAAGAAGCUGUGUCCUCCAACUGUUAUUGGGUCGUUGUCUCCCCAGCGCAUCACACUGCAGAGGUUGAUAACAAGGUUGUGCCAGUUUCUAAUCUAUGGCUUCAAACACUCGAUCAGAAAGCACUCAAUAAAACAAAAACAAACAAAAAGUUCAUCCCAUUUCAGAUAUCCCUGAAAAUAAUGAGUAUCGACGCAGGGGACUUUUUUGACCUGAAAAAAAGAAACAAGGACCAGGGGUCACAAAUGGAGAUUAGAUAAAGGGGCAUUUAGAACAGAAAAUAAGAGGUACUUUUUUACACAGAGAAUUGUGAGGGUCUGGAACCAACUCCCCAGUAAUGUUGUUGAAGCUGACACCCUGGGAUCCUUCAAGAAGCUGCUUGAUGAGAUUCUGGGAUCAAUAAGCUACUAACAACCAAACGAGCAAGAUGGGCUGAAUGGCCUCCUCUCGUUUUGUAAACUUUCUUAUGUUCUUCUUAUGUAGUUACAAACUGGAUGAUUUUUAGAAAGAAAGAAAGAAUGAGAGAAAAAUUGAGAGAAAAGAAAAAAGAUUUUGAAGUGUCUGUCGGCCACACAAUAACAACACAGUUGAAAAGAGCUGCACUGAAAUAUUAAAAUAGUAUUUUGUAAAAACACUUGACGAUUGGAAGAAUAGGUACAGUACAGAUAACAUUGCAGUCCACAAAAAAAUGUUUAGCCGUGAUGUGAUUUUAAAAAAAAAAAUUAUUUAAUUUUUUUUAAAGAAACACUGCAUACUCAAAACACACUGGUCUUGUGGUAUUGUAAUAUGAAUUCUAAAUGGGAAUCAGUGGUCUUUAAUGGUCUCUAACCCUUUAGAAUAUUACAAAGCCUCAUAUAUUAAAACAGGAGGUGGCCAAAGCUGCAAUGCUGGUCUUUGUUUCAACCCUGUUCUAAAUGGUUUAAUUGAACCCGUGAAACUUCCAUCCAGACCCUGAAGCAAUCGGUGAUAUAACUGUACCUGUUAAACCUGCAGUGGAAUGGCCCUCCAGACUGUGAUUGGACACCCCUGUAUUCAAAUAUUAAAAGAUACAACACUUAUCUGGAUCUGUUGGUCAUUAAUUACUAUGCAUAUUUAGUUGCAUUCCUUACAAAACAGAUACUGCAUUUCAGAAACCUUCUAGUUUCUAUCCAUGCAUGGCCAGUGACCAGGGACCCCACUGGUAAAUGCAUUAAGAACAGGAGUGACCUUUUGAAAUAUUCAUUAUGUGCUGUUGUCGUGUUCACAAAACUAGAUUAACAUAGACACUGAUCAAAUAUAUACUGGGGAUACAUAUUAAUGUGUGCUGACCUUUAAACAAGGGAAACGCCUGAAAGAUUAGGUGUAAAUUGCUCCAGCAAGGCAGCCAAUAGCCAAUAAUAGGUUAUACAUAUAUGGAGUCACUCUUGGAGUUCUGUGUCGGAUUUUCAUCAGGAUACGGAUUGUUGGGAAUGUGGUGACGCAUUCCAUUCUAAAAUGACUUGGGAUCAACAUUCUAAAGAGCUUCAAUAAGCUCUGGGAAUGUCAAGUAUGUCUAUUUUCUAAGUUAAUACGUUGUGCGUAGGAUGUCUCUUAUUGGUAUCAGAGAUACAGUACCAUCGCAUGCAGUUUUGGGGACGCAAAAGGAUACAGGGCUGCUGUGUGAUGGUACAUCUAAAAAGACUUGGGAUCGGAACUGGAAAUGGAUUUGACAAGCCCUGGCAAUUGUUUUAACCCUUCGAUGCCCGAGCAUUUUGUUAAAAGAGGAACGCUAAUUUAUUUAUGUAACUACAGUAGAUUCCCUUGUACAAAACUUUUUUUUUUCCUUGUCCGUCAACGCUGCAGAUACUGCAGAUGAAGAAUUCUGGCUUGUGAGGCUGGAUUUAAUAUAGAGGGGCGGCUAAGCAUUGUAUCAGACGUAAUACAGAACUGGGCUUUGCAGGGUUAAAUAUGUCUAUUUUAUAAGUUAACAAGUUGCAUGUAAGGUGUCUCUUACUGUUACAAGACGUCGCGUGGGCAAGAGGACUACAAAACUGCUGAGCAGAAGGAUUCCUGUUACAAUAUGAGGUAUUAUAAAUCACAAAAUGACUAUUAAACAUAAAACGAUAUACAGAAAUGUUAACAAAAACUUAAUGGGGAUUGGUUGAUUUCCAUUUUCAAAUUUUCCAUUGCCUAGAAUUUUAGGAUUGAUACAUAAUAAUAAAAAAUUUUAGAUAUUUUAUUUAACAUCAUGUAAUCAAAUAAACUACAAAAUGAUAUCGCAAAAGUCUACCGGAAGCCAUAAUAGUAGGACAGUAUUUCAUGUUAGAUUUCAAAAUGUCAAUUCCAUUUUGGUCAGUUUUUUUGUUCAGUAUAUGGAAAACUACAAAGCGGUAUGCAAUUCAAUAUGUUAAGGUAACAUUAGUCAGCAGGUUUCAUUCGACUUUAUGAAGCAAAAUGAGUUCAUUCUAUAGAGUGAUGCAAAACUUUUGGCCAUAGCUGUAGACCAACUAUACUAUUGCUAAGAGUAACAAGGCUUGGCCCUUAUGCAUAUUCAAAAUUAUUGUAACAAAAAAAGUGAAACAAAAUAAUUUUCAUUACAAUAAUGGUCAGUAAUAAUGUUAAUACGUGUUUUUUAAAGCAAUAGCUUUUCAGCAGGCUACUACCAAAAAAUUGCAUUGACUAGACUUAGACCAUCGCUAUCAAUGGACACCAGUUCAUAUAAAAUAUGUCCUAAACACAAAGAGGAUGGUAAUGGAUGAAACAAGAAGUGACAGAAUGGUGACCCAUGACCCCGUUAAGCCAGGAGAAGAAUAAAGAUGCUGAUUUCAAAUCGAUACAGAGCCACUGUGUGGAAUGCCCUGCAUCACUGAGUGCUUCGCUGCAUCUAUAAACAUCUCAUAAGCUAUUCAGUUGUGUCCACUGGCUUUUCCCAUUGGGAGCCAUUGAUCCCCAGAACGCACACUUCACAGGAGGCAGUCAUAAUGGAUACUGCACAUUUCCUGUCUAUAAUACAGUUAUUAUUUGUAUUAUUCUAUUUAUGUACAAUGCUCUUUCUAUAAAAUAUAUCUAUCAGGAAAUUGUGAAAUAUUACAGGCAGUGAAUUUCUAUGAUGCACUUCCAACGUAACCUAACCAUAAAUUAUUUAACUGUGAAAUUAUAGAGGAAGAUUGUAUAUCUUAUGCUGAGUUAUUAAUCUACGCCUUUAAAAAAUAUGUCUUCUUGUUCUUCCAUUUUUUUUAAGCUUGCUAGAACAAAUUUAC